GCCGAUUGCCUCAUCGAACGUCGACUACUUCGCCGAGCUAUGGAAGUGGCGACUUCGGGACGUGGUGAUCCACAUCAUCAACGAUCGCAACGAGCCCAACUUGCAAUGGACGAUGAGGCGGCUGACGAAGAAGAUGAAGAGGUUCACGAAUUGCACGAAUUAUUUAAACGUGACGAUGAAGUUAUGAGCCGAAUGUCUGCAAUGUCAAGGAGGUGA
Haemonchus placei is the source of this 216-nucleotide messenger RNA. NCBI's taxonomy places the organism in Eukaryota, Metazoa, Nematoda, Chromadorea, Rhabditida, Trichostrongylidae. The record is from the annotation of a GenBank genome assembly.